Molecule: messenger RNA, 1318 nt
Organism: Harmonia axyridis
Lineage: Eukaryota; Metazoa; Arthropoda; Insecta; Coleoptera; Coccinellidae
Product: slit homolog 1 protein-like
Exons: 1
Coding region: 61-1035 (324 amino acids)
Molecular function (GO): protein binding
Source: RefSeq, a predicted model, not a curated record
CAACGAUCCGAGCAAGGCAGAGUGUAAACAGCAACCCAGUAUAUCUCUAGCACGUCCGAGAUGAAGAUCGUCCUCUUCCUCACACUUGCUUCCAUCGGCAGCGUCUUCACGGCAGAAUGCAACAUCUCCACGCUGACCUCGAUAGACGCCAUCACCGUCGAUCUAAAAGGUAGAUCUGAAAAACUCCAAAACAGCGACUUCUUCAUGAUGGACUCCUACAAGGUGAUCUUCCUGACCAGAGCCAGCGUCCCCUUACUCUGCGAGGGUAUGGUUAAGUUCUUCUCGCACCUGGAGGAGCUUUACAUCAUCGCAGCGAACGUCAGUGAGAUCGAACAACUGGCCUUCCAGGACGUUCCCAAGCUGACCAAACUCUCCUUGGCCGUCAACAAGCUUAGGGUUGUCAGAUCCAAAUAUUUCAACCAGAUCAAGUCCCUCGAGGUGCUUUAUUUGAGCAGCAACGAGUUGGAGCAGGUAGACGAAGACGCUUUCGAUGGUAUGUCCAACUUGACCAGGAUCUACUUCAACAGGAACAACUUGAGGUUCAUAAGCGGCAAUUGGUUCAAGGACUGCCCCAGCUUAAAGGUGGUAGAUCUGAGCCACAACAAGAUAAGUACAGUUCCAGCCAAAGCCUUCCUUAACAUCGUACCAGGACAGGAUCACCAUGCGGUACAGUACAGACUCCGUUUUAACGAGAUAGAAUCCAUCAGUCCUGAGGCGUUGGAGAAGGACAAAGAUUUCUUAGACCUGAUGCUGGACAACAACAAACUAACGGAACUCCCAGUUGCAGUGUUCAAGAAUCUUCAGGUCAACAGUUUGGUAUUGAGUUCAAACAGGAUCGCCUGUUUAGAUAUGGAAGUGUUGGAAGGACUCAGAGGCAGUUUCAUGUCUUUGCAUUUGGAGAGAAACCCUCUGGCUUGUGAUUGCGUUGAUAAGUUUGAAGAGUUCGCCAAUAAUACCGAGAUUCAAAUCUCGUUCUACUACAGUACCACUUUCAAUUGUAAGUUGCUCAAGCAGAUGCCCGUACUUAGUAAUUGAAAGAUUUGGUUUCAACCUCCCUAAUUUAUUUUUAUGAUGCAAACUUGUUUUUCCACUACCUAUCUAUAAAUAAUAAGAUGUCAUUAUAUCUCUUGGAGGGCAAUGAUCUGUAGAUAUAUUUAAUGAACAACUCCGUCAUGUUUUGAGAAUUCGAGAUAUCGAAUUUUUUUUUAUGAACUUUCCCUUUUAAUUUCUAGAUAAGCACCAACUGAUAUUACUGAUUUAAUAAGUUGUGUUAUUUAUUGUUAGAUUUUGAAUAGAAUCUAUUGUAUUUGUUUUAUUA